Messenger RNA from Anarrhichthys ocellatus (wolf-eel), 6940 nucleotides. RefSeq names its product solute carrier family 6 member 5 (gene slc6a5). The transcript has 16 exons. Gene Ontology annotation, cellular component: plasma membrane. Gene Ontology annotation, molecular function: amino acid:sodium symporter activity. Gene Ontology annotation, biological process: amino acid import across plasma membrane; nitrogen compound transport; sodium ion transmembrane transport. The coding region runs from base 363 to 2717 and encodes 784 amino acids. The record is from RefSeq and is a predicted model, not a curated record. Lineage: Eukaryota; Metazoa; Chordata; Actinopteri; Perciformes; Anarhichadidae.
CAUCCCCCAGAGAUAAGUGUAUUAAUCAGCGUUGGAGAGCCCGUCCAGCGCUCACGCAUGCCGUGCGUAACCACAACGCACACAAUUCACGCACGCACGCACACAAACGCCCGACGUCGUCUUGGCUCCGGUUGUCCCUUUAAAAUCCGAAUCCGAGGCCAAUGAUUUAUCAAACUCCUAUUAUCAAGAAAAUGUCACGCGAAGGGCACCUUGCGCUGCACUGACGCAAGACUCCGGUCUUUCCCACGGAGCUAUAGAAGCACUUGGUGCUUUUGCGCGGCGACAACCAGUCCGCUUCCAGUCCUCUCUGCUCGUCUCCUCACAGCUGUUUCCAGCCUGCCAGCAGACACCUGCAAAAAAACAUGGAUUUCUCUGACCAGAGAGAAAUGGCCAAACAGCCGGCCGGCGCGAGCGCUCCAGCCGGCUACAUCCCGACGCAGCAGCCCGAUGGAGCUGCGGGAUUUACAGCAAACAAACCGGACAACACCGCCGCGUGCCCGCCGGCCGCCCCCCACCACCACCCGGCGCCGCAGCCUCCGCCUCCGUGCAACGAGAGCAAAACUUUUUCGAACACGGAAAAUAAACCGGGAGAACUGGACAGCAAUAAAGCGUACGGGACGUUUAAAAGCCCCGCGCCGGGGGCCCCUGCAUCCGUGGCCGUCAACUCGGCCUUCAGGAAGGAUUCCGCCGGUUCGGCCCUCGGAGGGUCCGCCCAGUACGGCGACCCGCUCCGGGCCGCCGCGGAGCAGAACAACACCGCGGGCAACUGGACGGCUAUGAGCCAGACCACCAUCGUACUGGGAACAGAUGGGAACACGUCUGUUCAGCCUGGCGCCGUGGCGGGGACUGACGAUGAUGACGAGAGUGGAGAUGAGAAUAAGGUCAGAGGAAACUGGUCCAAUAAAAUGGAUUUUAUUCUGUCCAUGGUUGGCUACGCGGUGGGACUGGGGAACGUGUGGAGGUUCCCUUAUCUUGCCUUCCAAAAUGGUGGAGGAGCCUUUUUGAUCCCCUACCUGAUGAUGCUGGGCAUCGCCGGGAUCCCCAUCUUUUUGAUGGAGGUGUCCCUGGGCCAGUUUGCCAGCCAGGGGCCCGUGUCCGUGUGGAAGUGCAUCCCAGCUCUGCAAGGUUGCGGGAUUGCCAUGUUGAUAAUAUCUGUCUUGAUAGCCAUAUACUAUAAUAUUAUAAUGUGCUGGACACUGUACUACCUGUUCGCUUCGUUGAAGGGCUCACUGCCAUGGGCUAACUGUAGGAAUGAGUGGAACACGGUGGAAUGUAAGGACAAAGACAUGCUGCUGUUAGACACGUGCAUCCUGCGGGACAGAAACAUCACCUCCAUCAAGAACUCUACUUUCUGUCUGUCCGAGAACGCCGUGGGAAACCUGACGAAGCUGAUAAACAUGACCGUGGACAGCAACAAGACCUACGUCAGCCCCAGCGAGGAGUACUUCAAGUACAAUGUGUUGCACAUCUCUAAAGGAAUCGAAUACCCAGGAGACAUCCGCUGGCCUCUGGCAGGCUGUCUGCUCUUGGCCUGGUUCAUCGUCUACUGCUCUUUAGCAAAAGGAAUCAAGUCAUCAGGGAAGGUGGUGUAUUUCACAGCCACGUUUCCCUACGUGGUGCUGGUCAUCCUGCUCAUCAGAGGGGUAACCCUCCCUGGUGCCUUCGACGGCAUCCUCUAUUUUAUCACACCGAAGUGGGAGAAGCUGAGCGAUGCAAAGGUGUGGAAAGACGCAGCCACUCAGAUCUUCUUCUCUCUGUCGGCGUCUUGGGGAGGCCUCAUCACUCUCUCUUCCUACAAUAAGUUCCACAAUAACUGCUACAGUGAUACUAUUAUUGUGACAUGUACAAACAGUGCCACCAGUAUAUUUGCUGGGUUUGUCAUCUUCUCGGUCAUUGGUUUCAUGGCACAUGAGUUGAAAGUGCCGAUAGAGCAGGUGGCAGAUGAAGGUCCAGGCAUAGCGUUCGUGGUGUAUCCGGAGGCUCUGACCAGACUUCCCCUGUCUCCUUUCUGGGCGAUCAUCUUCUUCCUCAUGCUCCUGACUCUUGGCCUGGAUACCAUGUUUGCCACCAUUGAGACCAUCGUAACCUCCGUGUCAGACGAAUUCCCCAAAUACUUGAGGAAACACAAACCCGUCUUCACCCUGGUCUGCUGCUUCUGCUUCUUCUUCCUGGGCUUUCCCAUGAUCACAGAGAGUGGGAUGUUCAUGCUGCAGUUGGUGGACACAUUCGCAGCCUCCUACUCUUUGAUGAUCAUUGCGAUCUGCGAGCUGGUGGGGAUUUCCUACCUCUAUGGCCUGCAGAGGUUCUGUGAGGACAUUGAAAUGAUGCUUGGUUUCCAGCCAAACCGAUUCUGGAGAAUCUGCUGGGCCUUUGUGACUCCAACCAUUCUGACGGGCAUCCUGGGACUUAGUCUGUACCAGUGGAAGGGGAUGACGUACGAGGACUACACCUACCCCAACUGGUCCAUGGUUAUGGGCUGGCUCAUGGUCUCCUGCUCCGUCAUCUGGAUCCCCAUCAUGUUCGUCGUUAAGAUGUACCUCGCCCCCGGCACCUUCAGAGAGCGCCUGAAGCUGGUCUGCUCCCCUCAGCCCGACUGGGGUCCGUUCCUGAUGAAGCACCGCGGAGAACGCUACAAGAACAUGACCGACCCUCUGGGAACCAACUCCCUGGGCCUCAAGCUGCCCCCCAAGGACUUCCAGCUCGGCUCCUACCAGUAGCAGCCGCCCGUGCAGCACCGCACGCACCACCUCCAACCCCUGCAGGGAGCACCGGGAGCGGGUCAACCUCCAUCUCUUGUUCUCCCUCCUCCUCCUCCUCCUCCUCGCUCUUUCUCCCGUCCGUACGUCACCCUCUUUGUUCCCUGUCUUCCCCCCUGUAUCAUGGAUGUGGAAACAGGCCCCCUUUCCUCUUCCUUCUCUUCUUCUUCACCACUUCCUCUCUUCUCUCACGGUGGAGUGGAGUCUACUCCUCUGCUGCUGCUUUGUACUCGGUUAACGGGCUAUCAUUGCCCCCCACACAUGACCACUGAUUACUUCAGAACCCUUCCCAGGGAUCAUUAUUCCAAGAGAAAAUUGUGUCAUAAAGUGGCACAGCUCAGACUGCACUUGCAAAAUUAGACUCACCAUAGCUGCUCCCUAUGGAGUCCUGUAUGUAUGUGUGUUUGUGUGUGCGUGUGCGUGCGUGUGCUCUCAUAUUUGUGUGUAGAGAUAAUGAAUCAUCUUGGUGCGAGCAGACACAGGAAAACAAAAAGAAAAUUGAGCGACAGAGAAGCAGCGUUUCAACGAGCUCGGCAGGGUGUUUUGUUCCAUCUGUGUAUAAAAUUUCCAAAGGCAAUACAAAUAAUAUCAACUGCCUCGGGGAGAAAAAAAAAAGCAGCAAAAACAAAAAAAAAGCACUGGUGUCACAUUUUGUUCCUAUCCAACAGUAUAUAUGUAUAUUCACUCUAGCUACUGCUCAGUUGCUCUUGCUUUGUCAGAAUCUGCAAUGUGUGCCUCCUACGUCCCAGUAGAGUAGCGGAUGCAUCCUGAUUACCACUUUGAGAUAGGCCUGGAUGACUCUGCAGUAUGAUAGAAGCUUGGAUCUAAUUUAUCUCUCCGAGUCCGAGGGACCAUUUGUGAUACCCUCUCUCUUUGUCUGUUUAGUAAGUCUUAUUCCACCUCGUAUUCUCCUCUAUUGUAUUAUCCUAGAAUGUAAAGGACACAUUCCUAACGUAGGAAACCACUAGAGUCGUCUAUCCUCCCUCUAGUAACAUGGCCAUUUAACCCUUUUAAGUCUCGAAGAUCUGACCCGAUAGUCACUCUGUGCAUAUAUUUUAGACGCCGUAUUUAUCUCUGUAUGUGUUGUGAACUUGUCAAGCCAUUUGUGAAAACCAUCUUUACAAUGUGCAUCACAUCAGUAGAGUAACAGUAUAAUAUAUAUAUAUAUAUAUAUAUAAAUAAUUACAUGCAUAUACAGAUAUAUAUAAAUAGCCUUCAGCCGAGGAGAGAACUAGAAACAUAAGCGAUUGAGAGUGUGAGUGCAUUUGUGUGUGUGUUCAUGUCUCUCUGAACACCACGUUUCUCUUGCUAGCUGUGUAAUAUCUUGUACAAAGUGUACACUUCUUUAAAAAAAAAAAUCACUUCUUCCAGGAGCAAGUGUGUGUGUUGUCGCGUCCUCAAAAUGUUAGGAGCAGCUGCUAUGUGUGAGUAGAUGAAGAUUAGACUAGAAAAUGGCCUCCCUCUUUCCUGGAAGUGUACUUUGUCUCUUGUUGUUUGUGGUAGACCUCUGGAGACCUCUUUGCCAUUUCAGACUUAAGCCUCUUGCUUCUCUGUAUGUCCACGUGAAAACAGGGUCUCAGGUAUACUCGAUUCCAUCCGACUACCCCGGUAGUUGCAGGAAUAGCAGCAUUCAGUGCAUAGGAAACACAGAGUAGAGCCAUCCUUAUGCUAAACUAUAUUGGAAGCAGUGUGCAAGUGUGUCGCAAAGGAGUGGAAUCAAGAUACUACUUCCUGAUGACCUCACUGCAGCAUCACUUUGCUUUUUGCUUGCUGUUGCUUAAACGCGCCUUGCGAUGAUUAUAAGAGUGAGUUAACCUAUUUUGACGAACUGCGUGCAAUGCUAAAUCAAGUAUCUUGGUUUAUCUAACAUAGUUAGAUGGAAAACAAUAGUAUGAAAAUCUAAUUUCCUUAAUAGCCUUGUAAUCAUUUUAAAUUCAAUGGCACUUGAGCCAGUUUGUUGACCGUCGAUACACUGACCAGCUUUAUUUUACAUAUGCAGAAAACAAAAAGGCUUGCAGGGACCUUCUGGUCACCUUUCUGAUACUGUGGCCCAUCACAAUCAGUCAAAUUACUGUAAUUUAGAACACAACGUCCCUUUAAGUUGUGCUGUCAAGACAUCAUCAGCACAAAUGAGCUACUGUGAGUGUGUUUCAGGUUGUGUGUGUGUGUGUGUGUGUGUAAAAAGUAGUCUCCAGAUGUAACAACGCAGCAGCCUGAAUGAACAGCCCGGUGCAGCCCAGCAGGCGUCCGAAUGGCUUUGCAGCCUUUUUAAAUGUGACAUGACAGGCAGACAACUUUUACUUCGUGGGCUGCCAACCAAUUAUCGACACAGUAACACUAUGUUGCCACUCAGAAGCAAUUAGUCCUUUCCACGGUUUGACCAGUUGGAUAAGUUGCAUAACAAGUUGCGUAACCAAUCGGCUUUGUUAUGCUUUUAACGCUGCAGGCGUUCACUUGAUGGUGUUGAGUGGUUUGAAAGGAAGUUGCAGAUAUGGAUGCAGUUACAGUCGCUUAGAGGUUUAAUUAAGGGUCUCCCGAACCAUUUCUCUAAGCCAUGUCUUUUCAUGAUCUUGACAUGAAAAUAGCACAGAUAUGAUUUUAGAGGUUGUAAGAAAAAAAAAGCAUAAUCAAUUAAUGAGCACAAAAGCCCUGUUGUUAAAUAGCUUGCUUACUCCACUGUGUUGCUUUUGUUAAGACUUAGUGCGUUUAGCUCUAUUUGUUCAAACGUGAUAACAAUGUAUGUCUGUGUAUGCCCGUGUGUGUGUGUGUGUGUGUGUGUGUGUGUUUGUCUCUGUAUUAGUUUUUACUGAACUCCACUAAACUGUCAGAAAACAGAUGUUUGCAUGGUCAGUCUCAGAGUAAAUCGCUGAAAGAACCAGAGGAGAUUUACAAUAUUUCCUUUUCCUUAGAUGCCUCGGCCCGAUGCUCCCCUUUCUCUGUUGUGAUGGGCUUGGACCACCAAUUGUGAACCUGAGCUGAUUAAAACUGUUAAUGAUGUGCUCAAAAAAAAAUCAAUCCAAUGGCAACCAUUUACUUGAGAGCAGGCUGGCAUUUAAAAUCAUGUGUUGGAUGUAGUGGACAGUAUGCUCUUUUGAGUAAGACUUGAAUGACAAAAGCCUUUUCAUGCCCGGAGAUAGAUUUGAAUGAUCUCCUUUAUGGCCACAGAUAAAUAGCUAUAAGUUCUGUGUUUUGUCUUUCCAUUUCUAGUGGGCUUUUCUGCUUUUGGUUUGAGGAAAAAAACAAAAAAAACAGCUAAAACCACAUUGCGUCAUAAAAUAUACCACCGAAGAGCUUGCAUGUGCAGUUUGUGUUGCUGUAACCUAAUGUCCAUGUAUAGUAAUCCUUCUCCUUUCUCUCUCAAUAGUAUAAGUCAAUGCAUGUUUUCGUCAGGGAGCUUUUUGUUCUACAUAAUGUUAAGAAACUUAGGGUUGUACUUCUUACAGAGAAGGACGACAAAAGAAAAAAAAAACAGGAAAAUUAACUGUCAAUUUGCUUUGCCUGCAAGUCAACUUUAGGCAGUAUAGGUAACCAAAGAAAGAGUACUGUUGUAGUGAAAACAGAAAACAAACUUUAGAAGAAAAAGGGAAUGUGUCAUCUGCGUAGAGGAGGUUGAGAUACUGCCAUUCAUAUCCCACGUAGUGUUCCUCGAUGUUUGCCAAUACGUUACAAAACAUCUUCAGGUAACCAUUGGCCUUAUAGAUGUCCUCUAAUGGUAUAAUAUUGUAUGUAUUUCAAAAAUAACACCACAGAAUAGCUUAUCGUCUGUCUCAUAUGGUACAAGUAUUCCUAUUGUUAUGUCUGUUGUGUCUUUUUGGCACUUUAUUGUCUGACCUAUGAAUGCAUAGGUUAAAUUUCUAAUUACUUGAGUAAUGUCAUAUAUUUCUGCGUGUUCUAUGUGAGGUACUGCUGCCUAUGGAUAUAGAUAUGUGCCUCCAACAACCCACGACGUCUUUUUCAUUUGAAAAUAGAGAGUAGAUAUACAACAAAAAUGUUUUAAAAUAAUGAAAAAAAGAAAAGGAUAUAUAUAAAUCAUAUAUGUGAAAUGCAUUCAUUUAUUUUCAGUGUCAUCAAUCUUUGAGGCCCUACCUCAGAUUUUGUAUUUAUGUAUAGAAAUGCAAUUGGAUUAUAUUAUCUUUUCCAAUAAUAAUAUAUCGCUAUUAUAUCAUGAAAUGUAUAACCUAUGA